AUGCCACCGAUAUUACGGACAACGCCGAGUUUCGUGUACAAGAUACAGGGGCAUCGGCUCGCCGCAUACAGCAGCAGCAACAAAGACGCCGUUAAAAUGAAGAACGACAAGAUGAAUACAAAUAUCCAAACUGCACAACAACACUUGCAGACAGUGUACUUGGCUUGCCGGACCAUAUUCUCGGGGCCCCAUGCGAACAUCCGAAACCGCCGUACUGUUGCCAAACAUCUCACGCCGGCCAAGGCAACUUCCCAUCCUCUGCUUAAAGGCAUGGAUGCUACCGCUCUUACCGAUUCCGCUGAAAGCCUCCUACGUCAAGGAGUGUUUGCAGACGAAACCUUAGCCAAGAACAUGUUCCCAGACGUUUUCGAGGCAGCAGCUUCUGUCUCUCCAGGUGACAAAACCGCUUCUGUUGACACUAUGGCCUCUUCACACAAAGUCCAAUCUGCCGGUAGAGGUGGGCAGAUCAAAACGAGAGAAAAGACAACAAAUAUAAAAGCACAAGAGGUAGAUGAAAAAAUUGGCAAGCUUGCUGUCAUGGGUGCUCUUCCUACGCCGGCAAAGCCUUCAGCCGGAAAACUAGAAGAAACUACUGUCAAGUUCACCACUCUGGCGGGAAACGACGAGGGAACAGGGAACAGAGUGGUCGCAGGAAAGCCUCAAUUGUCUUCUACUACUGGCAUUAAGGCUACUGCCAUGCAGGUAGCCACCCAGGUCUCACUUAACAGUAUUGAUGAUAGCCAGAGCGUCAACAGGUCCACAUCCCAGAGAAAGUCCCUGGUUGAGAAGUACCCGACGUUAGCCACAGGGACGUUUCCCUACCAAGCCCAGCAUGCCGUUCUAACACGGACCCAGCAGCUGCUCGAGGAUUGCUUCUACGAUUUUGCUAGGAAACAUUUUCCUGAUCUUAUGAAAGCCAGGAACUGGGACAGCGCAGCCUGCGUCGAACUUUCGGAAUGCACCAAGAUUUUCCAGAAGCCGGGCCAGGAGCGCUCCAAGCUACGCAAUACGGACGAAGUGGCAGAUGGGGAGCAACUAGACGAGGUCCUCCACGCUAUGAACACAAUCCGUAACUCGACCGUUCACCGGAACCUUCACCCAGCACGAGGCCUGAGCUGGCUCAUGAAAAAAGCUGUUCAAUUUACUGAGAUUACACAGGACAAUGCCCGGGCUGAACGGCUGGUGGAGGUUCACACCGUGGUGGAAGAUCUCUUGACUCAAAUGGAAACUAGAGAGAACGAACUAGACGCCUGGAUGUCAGGGGCGAUGCAUGAGAUCCAGGAGAAGCGCGGAUGGCUCGAUACCAUGGAGGCAGAUCUGUGGCGGCAAAUGCACGCACGGGACAAAAAGAGCCGGCAUUACACCCAGGAGUGCCUGAAAGCUGCAGCCUUGGACAUCUUUGAGAAGCCUAUGAAAAAGAUAGAGCAAGUGAAGGGACAAGAAGCUUCAGUGACAGCCCAUCACAAGAUUUCUCGGGCCCAAGAACAGACUCCGGUCAAUAAGCCAUGGUCGCUGGUGAACUUUUUGCGCAGCAAGAAUCCUUUUCUCUAG
Grosmannia clavigera kw1407 is the source of this 1551-nucleotide messenger RNA. RefSeq lists its product as uncharacterized. The transcript has 2 exons. NCBI's taxonomy places the organism in Eukaryota, Fungi, Ascomycota, Sordariomycetes, Ophiostomatales, Ophiostomataceae. The record is from RefSeq and is a predicted model, not a curated record. Bases 1 to 1551 code for a protein of 516 amino acids.